Clunio marinus is the source of this 4126-nucleotide messenger RNA. The record is from the annotation of a GenBank genome assembly. NCBI's taxonomy places the organism in Eukaryota, Metazoa, Arthropoda, Insecta, Diptera, Chironomidae.
AAAAGUGCAAUAAAGUUAAAGAUUUAAAAAUAAGUUCAUAUUUCUCAGGAAUGUGUGAUGAUGUCAUUUUAAGAAAAAAGUAUCAAAAAAAUCCUCACACACAUCUCAAUCAUGUUUUCUAAAAUAAAGUGUUAAUAGAACAUUGAAAAACUCAAUUAAGAUCAAUAAAAUUGUUUAAUUUGAUUAAAAGUGAUGCUAAUAAAUAAACAAGAAAAUCAACAAAACAUAUUUGAAGUUAAUUUUUAAUUUGUAAACGACCUUCAACAUUUUCGGCUUGAACAUAGAAGAAAAAAAUUGAAAAUAAACAAAAAGCAAGGCAUUGAACGGAACCAUGAACAACGUCUAUUCUAAAGAUUCUAAAACCAGCCUCUUGGAAGCAUUCCAGAAAAGAGAUUUGGGAGAUUUUAUUUACAUCUUGGAGUUUUCAGAAGCUAAUGUCAAUGAAGAAGAAAGUUCAGGCAUAUCAUUAUUUCAGAAAAUAUUGAUGACCCCAAAUUCAGCUUCAUACAUCAAAAAUUCUAUCAAUAAUGGAGCUGAUUUGUACACAAAAACAGCAGACAAUCGUUACCCAUUACACUUUGCUGUCUUCUCUCUAUGCCCAGAGAAUUUGAAAGCAUUUUUGAAACGCUUCGAUCGGUCAAAAAUCAACGUCAAAUACAAUCAUAAGAAUUCACUUCAUAUUCUGAUUGAUUUAUUGACAAAUGACAAUUAUGAGAAUGUCUCUGAAUGCAUCAAAAUUUUAUUGAUGAAUGGAUGCAAUCCAAAUUUGCCAAACGAAAAAAAUCAAACGCCUUUCUUUCGACUUCUUAAGAAACAACCGAAAUUAUUCAAUCAAAAGGAACUUGUCGAGUUUUUCUUAGAUAAUUCUGAUAUUGAUCUUUACACUUAUCGACAAGAUGACAUGAUGAGUAUGUUUAAAACUCAAAACUCUCACAGAAAAAUCCCGGAACAAAAAAUUCAAAACGUUGAUCCAAAGUUCAUGAUGAGUUUGGUGAUUCAACAACGAGAGGCUGAGUUUGAGUCAUAUUUUAAGGCGUUUAAAGAAAGUUGCAGUAAUAAUGCACAAAACUACAGCGGUGAAUGUGCGAAAUUCUUGGAAAUGGCAGCAAUAAAAAAUGCACCAAAUAUUGUUGAACUUCUUCUUGAACAUGAGACGAUUGAUUUGAGUGUUCGAGCUGAAGGUGCGACAUGGAAGUUUCCACCAUCAUUUGUUGCGUGCAUGCAAGGCUAUUACAAGAUAGUUGAAAUGUUCUUAAAACAGCCGAGUUUAAAGUUUUGUUUCGAAAAACCGAAAGAAUUUCCACUCGAAAAAAACACAGCAACGACUUUAAUUCAUGAAGUUUGUUUAAGGUUUGGACGUGAAGCAACUAACGAUGCUGACGUGGAUUUUAAGAAAUGCUUCGAUUUACUAAUAAACGACGAUCGUUGUACGCCUGAAGUUAUUAACUCGCAAGAUUCGUAUGGCUGCACCCCACUUCAUUAUUCGACUCGUUAUAAGAAUGACGAAGCGACUUUAAUGUUGCUCAAGAAGUCAGCAUACAUUUGUACUCCAAAUAACCUUGGUCAGCGAGCAUUAAACGACAUCAAUAAGGAUACUUUCGAAAGAUUUUUAGACGAUUCUGUGGUUGCUUUAAAUCGUAGAAACAAGAAAACUCACAUGUACGUAUUUGGACAUGAUGAACAAGAGAUUAACAUCAACUACUCGUUUCUGAUUCCACCAAAGAGUCUGGAAAAUCGGGAAAUUUCUCCAUUGCAGUUGAUAACAAAGAACAAAGAUCUACGAUAUCUCAUUAAACAUCCAGUCUUGUUUAGCUUCCUUUACAUCAAAUGGAGUAAAUUGAGUUUGUUGUUUUACAUCAACUUUGUUAUGUUCUCGCUGUUCAUGUUGAGUCUCAUUGUCUACAUUGUUUUAUGUCAAUCAAUUGCACCUGACGAGCGAACUAAGAGUGCUGCUUACAUGUUCUUUUAUGGCCUUUCAGCUGUUUCUGUUUUUAUGUUGAUCAUUCGUGAGAUACUUCAAUGUGUUUUCUCAGUCAAACAUUACUUUAGAAGCAAAAUGAACUGGUUCGAGAUUAUCUUGAUUUUACUCUCAAUCUUGGUGCUGUUGAAUCUGUUUGAAGAAAAUUUUCAAAGAAUUCUCCGUGGGAUUACAAUUUUAUUUGCAGCAACAGAGUUUCUUACACUUGCCGGAACUUUACCUAAUUUAUCAGUGUCAACUCACAUGGUGAUUCUAAAAACUGUCAUUUUGACUUUCUUGAAAUCGAUCGCCCUUUAUUCGAUCUUACUUUUUGGAUUCGCAUUGUGUUUCUACACGAUUUUUGGAAAUGAAGGCAUCAAUCAAACGACAAACACGACCAAAGUUUUAGACCUCGAUGAAGAAAAAAAGCAGAAUAAUUUUUAUAAUCCAGGAAUUGCAAUCAUCAAAACGCUUGUCAUGCUUACUGGAGAACUUGAUUUUAGCGACUUGGAGUUACAUGAAGCGUCAAAUUAUAUAAUUUUUGUAUUGUUUGUCUUCUUAAUCACCAUUGUACUUUUCAAUCUUUUGAAUGCUUUGGCCGUUUCAGAUACUCAGGUGAUCAAGUCUGAAGGCCAACUGGUCGACUUAAUGCAACGCAUUUCCGUGUUAAAUCGAUAUGAACGAAUCAUCUCUAAUGGGAAUUCAUUAAUCGCUCGAUGGCUUCGUGGAACAAUCAACAUUUUUCAUUUUUGGAUACCAACAGGAAAGAUUGUCGUGUUUCCGGACAAAGACAAUGAAAUUAAAACAGCUCGCAAUUUACAGAAACUUUCUAAUGACGUUGGUGCAGAAGAAUUGCAGACUUUGAACAACAACGCGUCGAAUGCGGCUUCAUCACACUAUGAAAGAAUUGUUGUCAACAAUUGGCUGCCAAGUAGAUUCCACAGAUACGCAACAUUAGAUCCAAAAAUCAUGAAAGCGAUCAAACUUGUAAUGGAAAGCAAAGCAGUUCGCCAAAAGGAAGAAGAACAAGAAAUCUAUCGAAAGAAAACUGAUGAGAAGCUAUUACGAGAUGUCAUCAGUCUUAAGAUUCAAAACAACAAUUUACAUGACGAUAUUUCGAGUAUUAAGAAACAUUUGAAAAUAUAAAUUUGUUUAAUCACUUUUAAUUAAAAAACUUUUAAUAAAAUUAUUCACAAUAUUUCUUCGAAUUAAUUAACAACUAAAUUAGUUUAUAAAUCAUUUUCUCCAAUCUCUGAUUCCACCCAAGAUGUCAAAGUCGAGACAUCUUCAUAUAGAACCGGAGCUCGUGGUCGACAAGCUCUCGUUUUAAACACUUUAAAAGUUGAACUCAUAGCUUGCAAGAACCAUUGAUCACCAAUUUUGAUGUAUAAAGGCUUGUCAUACCGACAUGGAGUUUCAAUUCCAUUACCUCGAGCACAGAAGAACUUCGAAUCUUUUGUUUUCUGAAGCGUGUUGGCGUAGAACCUUUGACAUAUUUUAUUCUCCAACACCACCAUUGCAACUUGUUUUUUAAAACCGGAAAUAACUCCAGUGUGAUCAACUCCAAAGCCAACAGCAUAAACCGUCUUUCCUAAAAUAUCAUCUUGAUUCUUCACGCUACUCCAAAGACAUACUGGUGAAAUAUAUUUCGAAAACUGCACCGAUUCCUUUAGAAAAAUCAAAGCAACGUUGAAUGUUCUUGGCUUUGUUCCUGCUACUUUGGGAUGUAAAAUGACUUUCAAAGUGCUGUCAAUAACCAAUGCACCAGAUUCGUUCAUAGAAUUUUUAUAAUGUGAUGUUCCAAGAAUAAUUUUAAUGUUUUCACCAUCAUAAGGAAUAUAACUUUUGUCCGGGUUUAAAUCUAAUGAAUCACCUAAAUAAUUCUCAUAUGCGACAGAGUUCGCAGCACAAAGAAUGUGACGAUCAGAAAUCAGUGAACCAGAACCCGCAUACAACGUUGCUCCGAGAUAUUUUGAAAAUAUGUUUGCCACCCACGGAAAGGCUUCUCUCUGUGACUCGUAUCCGCCUUGACUGAUGCCAGCUGAUUUAGUCAUCACACCACAAGAAUGGGCAGGCUGCGAAACUUCAUCUUGAAGGCAAAACGCGCACUUUGCAAGACACAAGAAAAAUAAACACACAAGCAUUCUGCACAAAUUUAUGAAUGCGACU